Messenger RNA from Aedes albopictus (Asian tiger mosquito), 3912 nucleotides. It is a transcript of the gene CalpC, whose product is annotated as calpain-C. The transcript has 11 exons. The record is from RefSeq and is a predicted model, not a curated record. Lineage: Eukaryota; Metazoa; Arthropoda; Insecta; Diptera; Culicidae. Gene Ontology annotation, cellular component: cytoplasm. Bases 1548 to 3584 code for a protein of 678 amino acids. Gene Ontology annotation, biological process: proteolysis. Gene Ontology annotation, molecular function: calcium-dependent cysteine-type endopeptidase activity; calcium ion binding.
GGUUGGAUUGGAGCAGCUUUCCGUUGGUUUUCGCUGCUCUACGGUUUUGCGCAACCACCAGUUUGCUGGGAACGCUCGUCGGACGUAGACUAAUUUCUUGCGGUCUUUUCUCGCGGUGGUCUUUUUCAGGUGUACGACGGCGCACCUCUCGACCUUCUUCUGCUUCUUCCUAUUGCAAGGGCUUUUACGUCCUCGAGAUCAAUUUGUAAAUCAGUGACGAUAUCGGGAUUUUUUUGUUUUUGGUGUUGGCGAUAUUUGAAAGGGAAUUCAGUGUUUUCGAAACAAGUGAAGGAAUCAGUGAAAUCGGUUGCAAACUUUCCACGAAACAGUGUCUGACACGCAGCGCAAGCCACAUCCAAUCAAGUGCACCGCAACGGUAUAUGAAUGUGCCGUGCCUGCAUACGAAAGAUUCCAGAGAGCGAAGUGACGAACCUUGUCAUAAAAAAGGCGAAGUGAUUAGUGCGCGGAAUCGAAGGCAUGACCAAUUGGGUGAAAAUUUAUGCAUAAGCCGUUACGAUACCAUAAAAAAGGAACCAUUGUCUCUACAACACUUUCGAGCGGGUACUUGGGCGGUUGGCGAUUGAGGUGAGAGCACGGAUGAGAUCAUCACCUGUCAGGUCGCGGAAUUGACGACACUUAUGCCAGCGACUUCCACAUUUCGACAGUGAAGAAACGUGAGGAAAAUUCCUGCAACCACGAUUAACGCUCCCAAGACUUCGAACCUGCUGUGUGCGUGAAAAUUAGUGUAACACUCGCAAAGUGAAAUUUCCCUCCCACAAUUAUCUUCCCACUGGGUGCCUCGUUUGAUUCGAAGCAACCAAGAAGCGUGCAAAACGAAGAAGAAAAAACCUACCGCGGUGAAUGUGAUGUGAACAACUUACCAAGCUCUGCCUACAUAUAUAUUUCUUCAUAACAUUGAAUUUUUAAUGAAACAGAAAGCCUUCGGUGCGGUGACGAAAGAAGAAAAAUAAAUCGGUUUCCAAGUUGGAGAAGCUGCAGAGUGUGUUGUAUCGUCUCCGUUGUGUUCAAACUUGGAAGAUUUGAUAACUCGGUGGUGUUGUAUCUGGCUGGGGUUGCCUUCAUUGCGAAGUUGACAACGAACGACGAAUACGACGACGACUUGAGCGGAAUUGGAGAGAGUGACGAGAAACCUGUUUGCGCGCGCCUUGAGAAGCGAAUAAAGUGCAUCCGAGCAACGGUGAUUGGGGUUUGUGUUUGAAAGCAUUCGGAAUUUGACUCCCGGCGUGGUGAAUUUUUCGAUAGUUGACUUUUCUCAGAAUUGGACUUCAACAGCUUAUUUUGGAGAUUAAUUUUAUUGGUGCACCUCGAAGAAACCCACACUUGGAAAAGGAAUGUCCCGAACGUGAUGGAUUGCAGGCGAAAAAAGUAAACAAGCUACACGAGGUGCCAUACCCAUACCCAAUCGUACCCAGUGAUUAUAUCUCCCCACUAACGAGAUGAAAUGAUUAUGUGCGGCACAGGAAAACCUUUGCAGUCGUUUCGUAGCCCAACAACGCAGCACAAUUAACGACCCACGAUUCGAAACCAUGACUUCCUCCUAUGAACGAAUAAAGGCAGAAUGUAAGCAAAAAAAUGUCCUCUGGGAAGACGAAGACUUUCCGGCGACGCAGUCGUCGGUAUUUUACCACCAAACCCCGCCCUUCACGUUUCAAUGGAAGCGACCGCACGAGAUCACCCAGAACCCGGUGUUCGUCAACGAUUCCACGGCACAGUUCGACAUUGUGCCGGGCAAAAUGGGCGACCGGUGGCUCGUGAGCUGCCUGGGCGUUCUCUACCUUUCGAAGGGACUCUUCUACCGGGUUGUCCCGGCAGAUCAAAACUUCGACAAGCCAUACUAUGGAAUGUUUCGCUUCCGACUGUGGUGGUGCGGGGAGUGGUUGGAAGUUCUAGUCGACGAUAGAUUACCAACGAUCAACGGAAAGCUGGCGUUCCUGCAAGCUCAAAACUCAAAUUCAUUCUGGCCGGGACUGCUGGAGAAAGCCUAUGCCAAAUUACACGGGUCCUACGAAGCUUUAAAAUACGGUACGCUGCUGGACGGCCUGGCGGAUCUCACCGGAGGCAUCACCGAAUCGAUAUCGAUCAAAACGGACGGUAACAUCUUGAUUCGACCUCCACUACUGCACUCGUUGCUGGACACGACCAGCAUAGUGACCUGCACAGUCAACAAUGGGACCACAACGCAAAUUCGGAAUCAAACCGAAGCACUGCCAAACGGAGUCCACGUCGGGAUAAACUAUCGGUUGUGUUCACUGGAUAAGGCUGAAACCAUCAUGGGCGACACCGUGCAACUGGUUCGAUUGCGGAAUCCCGUGUCACAAACCCUUAACAAAUCCGCCACCUUCAACGGAGAUUGGUCAUCCUUCUCGAGCUCGUGGGAACGCGUCACGAUGAACGAACGGAACCGUCUCAUAGAGCAGCUGGACGUCGGCGAGUUCUGGAUGUCCUUCUUCGACAUGACCCAGACUUUCAGUCAUCUGGAGUGCGUACACCUGGACUCGGAUACAGCCCGAGACGAACCACAACUGUCCGAUAAAAACCGACGUUGGCUGAUGCGUCUAUACCAGGGUGCGUGGAAGCGAGGCGUCACCGCAGGCGGUUGCCGCAAUAAUCCAGACUCGUUCCACAUAAACCCACAGCUGCAGCUCUUCUUAAGCGAAAAAGAGGAUGUGAUAGUCUCGGUCAACCAGCACAGUGUGCUGGAGCCGAAGGUCAUCGGAUUCACCGUGUAUAACCUCAACAACGUUCAAAACAUCAACGGGUGCCUUUCGAAGAAUUUCUUCAAGAAACACAAAAGUUUAGUCAAUUCGCAGUAUACCAAUUCGCGCCAGAUAAGCCAUCGGUGUUCGCUGGACCCGGGCCGUUACCUGAUCAUGGCAACGACGUUCGAACCCGCCGAGGAAGCAUCGUUUAGUGUGCGGGUCCUGGGAACAACGAUACGAUUAUCGCUGCUUGAAACGCAAACAAUGUUAUUGUUGGACCCAUUCCCGCUGCUGAAUUCCAAUGCAAAAAUAUUGAUGGAUUCGGCCAAUAACAAUGUAACUGCAGCGACCAGCACAGCCCAGUACGAACCAGUAUUUAUGCAGUUGGCAGACGAUCAGCGGACAUUGAACUGUUUCGAUCUGCAGGAACUGCUGGAGGCGUGCCUCCCCAACGAUUACAUUCGAAGUUGUGCCAGUUUGGAAGUGUGUCGGCAAGUUGUCUGUCUAAUGGAUAAAACUAACCGGGGGCGAAUCAAUUUCAACGAUUUCAAUAAGUUUAUGGUGAACCUGAAGACUUGGUGGGGUGUGUUCAAAAUGCACACCAAAGAAAAAUCCGGCAUACUGCGGGCAGAACGAUUCCGCGAUGCGCUGUACGAUGUUGGCUUCCAGCUGAGUACGGACAUUUUGUCUAUCCUGAUACUGCGAUACAUGAGGAGAGACGGCACUCUUAGACUAUCGGACUUCAUAUCGGCCAUUCUACACCUAACGAUGGCUUUUGAGUUGUUCAAAGCUAAGGACACCAAUCAGGAUGGCGUGAUCAGCAUGGGCAUGACUGAGUUCAUAAAAUCGGUCUUCAUGUGCUGAGUAACCAGUCAUCGACGUCGUCGUGUAAAAAAAAACACUUUUAUUAGGCGUGAAAUCCACAAGGAAAUGCGACAGUUUUUGCAUUUGUAAGAAAUGACAACGCUACGUUACAUCGAAUACCGUCUAUAAUGUUAAGGCAGUAGACUACCUUACUUGUGUAGCAAUAAAACCAGUUGACUUUGUUUUAAUCAAAACGAAAGGAACGAUUAGGCCUGUGUUUACAGCUUGUGCAAACCUAUCGAGAAACAAAUUUGCUCAUUAACAUACGAAUAAUUGUUACGAUCGUAUACCGUUGAAAUGGAAAAUAAAUUAGACCUUUGUAAACUCA